AACAACUACUUCUUCUAUUAAGUGAAAUUAUCAAUUCUACUGUGAAUUAAGCUUACACAUUUCACUGUGAAUUAAGCUAACACUCUUCGAAAGUCAGUUUUCUGCAAAGGCAUUGUCUGUGUUUUUUAAGUUUUUGAAAAUAAAGUCUUCCGGUUCAGUUAAUCAAUUAAAUAAUUACAAUGGUUCGUCAAUUAGUCAAAGCUAUGAAGAUGAAGGCCGUGAAAAAUCGCCUGUCUUGUAUCAUGAAAAGAGUUUAAAUAACAACCACUUGUUGGAUUUGAAUGAUAAUUAUAAAUUAUCUAUUGAAAAAGUUGCUGAACUAUAUUCAGUAGAUUUAACAAUUGGUUUAACUGAUUCUCAAUAUCAAAGUAAUAAAACUAAAUAUGGUCCUAAUAAUUUAGGAGCUGAACAUAAAAUCUCUAUAUCGAAGAUUUUAGCUCAUCAAAUUUUUAAUGCUAUGGUUAUAGUGUUAAUAAUUUCCAUGGUUAUUGCUUUAGCAAUUAAGGAUUGGAUUUCUGGUGGUGUUAUUGGAUUUGUAAUUUUUAUUAAUAUAUUUGUGGGAUUUAUUCAAGAAUAUAAGGCUGAAUUAACUAUGGGAUCUUUAAAAUCUUUAAGUUCUCCAACAGCUACAGUAUUAAGAAAUGGUGAUAAAAUUACUAUUAAUGCUGAAGAUGUUGUACCUGGAGAUGUAAUUUAUAUUGCUGUUGGUGAUACAAUUCCUGCUGAUUUAAGAUUAAUAGAUUCAACAAAUUUAGAAACGGAUGAAGCUUUAUUAACUGGAGAAUCUUUACCAAUAGUAAAGGAUCAUUUACAAAUAUAUUAUGAAGAUAUUCCUGUUGGUGAUAGAUUAAAUAUGGCUUUCAGUUCUUCUGUUGUAGCAAAAGGUAGAGGUACAGGUAUUGCUGUUUCUACUGGUUUAAAUACAGAAAUUGGUCAAAUUGCUGAUUCAUUAAAGAAUGGUGAUGAUAAAUUAAUUGUUAAGGUUGAUGAUAAAAAUAAUCAUUUAAAAGCUAUAUUAAAAUCUACUUCUAAUAUUAUUAUGAAUGUUUUGGGUACAAAUGUAGGAACUCCUUUACAAAGAAGAUUAUCUUGGUUAGCUAUUAUCUUAUUUUGGGUUGCGGUUUUAUUUGCUAUAGUCGUUAUGGCUUCACAAAAGAUGAUUGUCAAUAAAAAUGUAGCAAUUUAUGCUAUUUGUGUUGCCUUAUCAAUGAUUCCUUCAUCUUUAAUUGUUGUCUUAACAAUUACAAUGGCUAUUGGAGCUCAAGUAAUGGUUACAAAACAUGUUAUUGUAAAGAAAUUAGAUUCAUUAGAAGCUUUAGGAGGUAUAAAUGAUAUUUGUUCAGAUAAAACUGGUACAUUAACUUUAGGUAAAAUGAUUGUUAGAAAAGUUUGGAUUCCAACUACUGGAGUUUAUGUGGUUUCAAAUUCAAAUGAACCAUUUAAUCCUACUGUGGGUGAAAUUUCUUUUAAUUCAUUAAGUCCAAAAGAAGUUUGUGAUCUUGAUGAUGAAGUUGAUUAUAUUGCUCAUUUACAAGAUCCCUUACCUAAUUUAUUUCAAAAAUGGAUUUUAUGUGCUACAUUAGCCAAUAUCUCAACUGUUAAGCAAGUUCCGAUUGCAAAUUCUGAUUCUGAAAUGGAAUGGAUUGCUCAUGGUGAUGCUACGGAAAUUGCCAUUCAUGUAUUCACUUCUAGAUUAGGUUUUGAUCGUGAUGAAUUGAUCAAUGAACAAGGUUUGGAACAUAUAUCUGAAUUUCCCUUUGAUUCUUCUAUUAAGAGAAUGUCUUCAAUUUAUAAAUCUUCAAAAACUUCUACUGUAUACACCAAAGGAGCAGUUGAAAGGAUUUUAGAAAUCUGUAAUUAUUGGUAUAAAGGUGAUGAAAUGUUACCCUUAACUGAACAAGAUAAAAUUUUAAUUGAAGAAAAUAUGACUUCGUUAUCAUCAGAAGGUUUGAGAGUCUUAGCCUUUGCCAAACGAGAUAUUAAUUUAGAAAAGGAGAAUUAUAAUAAUCGAGAACAAGUAGAAUCUAAUUUGAUUUUCUUGGGUUUAGUAGGUAUUUAUGAUCCUCCUAGACCAGAAUCUGCUCCAUCAGUAAAGAUUUGUCAUAAGGCAGGAAUAAAUGUUCAUAUGUUAACUGGAGAUCAUCCUGGUACUGCUAAGGCUAUAGCUAAAGAAGUUGGAAUUAUUCCUCUGAAUCUUUAUCAUUAUAGUAAAGAAGUUGUUGAUGUAAUGGUAAUGACCGCAACUGAUUUUGAUAAAUUGAGUGAUGAAGAAAUUGAUAAAUUACCAGUAUUACCCUUAGUUAUUGCUAGAUGUGCACCUCGAACUAAAGUUAGAAUGAUAGAAGCUUUACAUCGAAGAAGCAAGUUCGUAGCUAUGACGGGUGAUGGUGUCAAUGAUUCACCUUCUUUGAAGAAAGCUGAUGUAGGUAUAGCUAUGGGACUUAAUGGUUCUGAUGUAGCUAAAGAUACUUCUGAUAUUCUUUUGACAGAUGAUAAUUUUGCUUCAAUUGUUAAUGCUAUAGAAGAAGGUAGAAGAAUGUCAUCUAAUAUUCAAAAGUUUGUUUUACAAUUGUUAGCUGAAAAUGUUGCACAGGCCAUUUAUUUGAUGGUUGGAUUAGUAUUCAUGGAUAAUGAUGGAUUCUCAGUAUUUCCAUUAUCACCUGUUGAAGUAUUAUGGAUUAUCGUAAUUACUUCAUGUUUCCCAGCCAUGGGUUUAGGGCAAGAAAAGGCUAGUGAUGAUAUUUUAGAUACACCACCUAAUAAAACAAUCUUUACCAAAGAAGUCUUAAUUGAUAUGUGCUUCUAUGGAAUUUGGAUGGCUAUCUGUUGUUUAUGUUGUUUCAUUUCUCUUGUAUUUGGAAUGAAGGAUGGGAAUUUGGGUACAGGUUGUAAUACUCUGAGUGGUUCCAAUUGUACUACUGUAUUCCAAAGUAGAUCUGCUGCUUUUGCUGCUUUUACAUGGUGUGCCAUCAUUUUAUCAUGGGAAUGUAUUCAUAUGAAACUUUCCUUCUUCAAAAUGAGACCCGAAUCUGAAAUUAUUUGGUAUAAACAAUUAGCUAUUGAUUUAUGGGAUAAUCAAUUCUUAUUUUGGUCGGUGAUUGGAGGAGUAUUAUCCGUGUUUCCAGUUGUUUAUAUUCCUGUAAUCAAUAAGAUUGUAUUCUUACAUGAUCCAAUUACUUAUGAAUGGGGGUUUUCGGUGGCUUUCACAGUAGCAUUCUUUGCUGGUUGUGAGUUAUGGAAAUGGUUCAAAAGAGUAUACUUCAGAAGUGUUAGGGCAAACAAUCCCGAAUACGAAUUAGAAAGAAGUGAUCCGUUCCAGAAAUAUGCUUCGUUCUCAAGAUCUAACACUGUCGAAGUUUAGCUUAAGUUCAAGCUUAUUUUUUUUAUAUAUAUGAUUUUUAAUUUUACUCUAGCAAAUUAACCUAAAAUAGAUUUUAUUUGCCAAUAUCUGAAACAUCCUUGUUUUCGUUUUAUAUGUUUCUUAUAUUAUACUCUCUCUCUAUUAUUUAAAAAAAUAUACGAUGUAAAUUCGUUAUAGGUUAUCAAAAUAUCCUCAGUUUGUGACAUGCAACUUCAUUUAUUGGAGCCAUUUAAUCCUCUUAAUGAG
Molecule: messenger RNA, 3607 nt
Organism: Scheffersomyces amazonensis
Lineage: Eukaryota; Fungi; Ascomycota; Pichiomycetes; Serinales; Debaryomycetaceae
Gene: ENA21
Product: Ena21p
Exons: 1
Coding region: 458-3361 (967 amino acids)
Biological process (GO): intracellular calcium ion homeostasis; potassium ion transport; monoatomic ion transmembrane transport
Cellular component (GO): plasma membrane
Molecular function (GO): ATP hydrolysis activity; ATP binding; P-type sodium transporter activity
Source: RefSeq, a predicted model, not a curated record